AUGCCACGAUCAUUUCUAGUCAAGAAAGUGAAAUGUGAUGAGGAUCGCCAACCAAACCAGUACCGAAUCAGGGACGUUUUUGAGGAGUCCGUAGCGAGUCUGAAGGCAGUUACACCCUUCACCCCGGUGGUACAGCCCCUGUCUGUCCGCAUCAGUAACGGUUACAUUCAAGAUGUUGUUGUUCCAACAUUGCCACAAAACUCGGCCACCGUAUUACAUGAUGUAGACUCAAGGAAUAGGUUCGAAGAAAAUCUUGUUGAAGAAACUCCCUCUCCCGAACCAGUUCCUGAUAAAAACUUGGAGGUUGAAGUUCGGACAUCUCUCCCUAAUAUGCACACUGUUGGUUAUACUUAUGAUGCGUUUUUUGUAAGCGAUGGAAGAGCAAGAAAGAACGCGUUUGGGAUCCCAACCAAAGCCCUGAAACAAAGAUAUACCUGCAACGAAUGCGGAAAAGAUUAUGCGACAUCAUCGAAUCUCUCACGUCACAAGCAAACACAUCGAAGUCUCGAAAGUCACUCAGCCAAGAAAUGUCCACACUGUGACAAAGUUUAUGUGAGCAUGCCUGCAUUGUCCAUGCAUAUUCUUACUCACGAACUUAAACACAAGUGCGAUAUUUGCGGUAAAGCGUUUUCUAGACCAUGGCUUCUUCAAGGUCACAGACGGUCUCACACCGGCGAAAAACCAUUCGGAUGCGCACACUGUGGCAAAGCUUUCGCUGAUAGAUCAAAUCUUCGAGCACAUAUGCAAACCCAUUCAGCAUUCAAACACUAUAAAUGCAAGAGAUGUGACAAAUCAUUUGCUCUAAAAUCAUACCUGAACAAGCAUUAUGAGUCGGCGUGUAUAAAAGACGGGACCGAAUCUGAGACGGGCUCUGUAGUAUCCGAGAUAUCAGCAAUCUCGGAGAUAUCUUGUUAUUCCGACUGCUAAAAACUUGUGCACCUUCAAAGUAGACUCGUCACCAUUCUAAAGCAUUUCAAUCCCUGUGCCAACUUUCUGCAGUUACAAUUUCUUAAAACGACCCAUGUAAUUUCUUGUUAACAUUUUUCGUAGCAAUUUUCAUAUCAACAAAGAAUAGUUCCUAUUUUGGUAGAACUUUUUAUAGUAUUUUACACUUGUUCUCUUUCAAUAUCAUCACCAUUGUGUCUUCGUAUUGCAAACUGUUGUUUCUCUUUGUAAAUAUUUGCAGAAGGAAAUCAAGCAAUAUAAUUUUCGAUAUGCA
This is a messenger RNA of Saccostrea echinata, 1219 nucleotides long. Its product is annotated as transcriptional repressor scratch 1-like. Lineage: Eukaryota; Metazoa; Mollusca; Bivalvia; Ostreida; Ostreidae. The coding region runs from base 1 to 927 and encodes 308 amino acids. The transcript is spliced from 2 exons. Gene Ontology annotation, molecular function: RNA polymerase II cis-regulatory region sequence-specific DNA binding; DNA-binding transcription factor activity, RNA polymerase II-specific. The record is from RefSeq and is a predicted model, not a curated record. Gene Ontology annotation, biological process: regulation of DNA-templated transcription.